AUGCCUAGGGAACCGGAGGGCGGGCGUCGGCCCAGGCCUGCCGGGGCGUCUUCCCGAACCAGCGGCGCGGUCCCGCCGAAGGAGGAGGAGCUCCGGGCGGCGGUGGAGGUUCUGAGGGGCCGCGGUCUGCACUCCGUCCUGGAGGAGUGGUUCGUAGAGGUGCUGCAGAACGAUCUGCAGGCGCACAUCGCCCCCGAGUUCUGGAAUGCCAUCUCCCAGCGCGAGAACUCUGCCGACGAGCCCCAGUGCCUUCUGCUGCUCCUUGACGCUUUUGGUCUGCUGGAGAGCCGCCUGGAUCCCUACCUGCGUAGCUUGGAGCUAUUGGAGAAAUGGACUCGGCUGGGCUUGCUGAUGGGCACGGGUGCUCAAGGGCUGCGGGAAAAAGUUCACACCAUGUUGCGGGGAGUCCUGUUUUUUUCCACCCCCAGAACCUUCCAAGAGAUGGUUCAGCGCCUCUACGGGCGCUUUUUGAGAGUCUACAUGCAGAGUAAGAGGAAGGGAGAGGGAGGCACAGACCCAGAACUGGAGGGGGAGUUGGACAGCCGCUAUGCCCGCCGCCGCUACUACCGCCUCCUGCAGAGCCCGCUGUGUGCGGGAUGCGGCAGCGACAAGCAGCAGUGCUGGUGUCGCCAGGCGCUGGAGCAGUUCCACCAGCUCAGCCAAGUUCUACACCGGCUCAGUCUGCUGGAGCGAGUCAGCGCCGAGGCCGUGACCACCACUCUGCACCAGGUGACACGGGAGAGGAUGGAGGACCGCUGUCGGGGCGAGUAUGAGCGUUCCUUCUUGCGUGAGUUCCACAAGUGGAUCGAGAGGGUGGUCGGCUGGCUGGGCAAGGUGUUCCUGCAGGACAGCCCUGCCAGGCCUGCAUCCCCUGAGGCCGGAAACACUCUGCGCCGCUGGCGCUGCCACGUGCAGAGGUUCUUCUACCGCAUCUACGCCGGCCUGCGCAUCGAGGAGCUGUUCAGCAUCAUCCGAGACUUCCCAGACUCCCGGCCAGCCAUCGAGGACCUCAAGUACUGCCUGGAGAGGACCGACCAGAGGCAGCAGCUCCUCGUGUCCCUCAAGGCUGCCCUGGAGACCCGGCUUCUGCACCCAGGUGUCAACACAUGUGACAUCAUCACCCUCUACAUCUCUGCCAUCAAGGCACUGCGUGUAUUGGAUCCCUCCAUGGUCAUCCUGGAGGUGGCCUGCGAGCCUAUCCGCCGCUACCUGAGGACGCGAGAGGACACCGUGCGGCAGAUCGUGGCUGGGCUGACAGGGGACUCGGACGGGACAGGGGACCUGGCCGUCGAGCUGUCCAAGACUGACCCGGCCAGUCUGGAGGCAGGUCAGGACAGUGAGGACGACUCGGGGGAGCCCGAGGACUGGGUCCCUGACCCCGUGGACGCCGACCCAGGGAAGUCGAGCUCCAAGCGGCGCUCCUCCGACAUCAUCAGCCUGCUGGUCAGCAUCUACGGCAGCAAGGACCUCUUCAUCAACGAGUACCGCUCGCUGCUGGCCGACCGCCUCCUGCACCAGUUCAGCUUCAGCCCUGAGCGGUGAGUCAGCCUGCCAGGCGCCAGCGCGCUCUGAGGGCGCCAGGCCCUGCGUCCGGGCUGCUGAGCCAC
Molecule: messenger RNA, 1607 nt
Organism: Carlito syrichta (Philippine tarsier)
Lineage: Eukaryota; Metazoa; Chordata; Mammalia; Primates; Tarsiidae
Gene: ANAPC2
Product: anaphase promoting complex subunit 2
Exons: 8
Coding region: 1-1542 (513 amino acids)
Cellular component (GO): anaphase-promoting complex
Source: RefSeq, a predicted model, not a curated record